This is a messenger RNA of Fusarium tjaetaba, 6042 nucleotides long. RefSeq lists its product as uncharacterized. The record is from RefSeq and is a predicted model, not a curated record. The coding region runs from base 1 to 6042 and encodes 2013 amino acids. The transcript has 2 exons. NCBI's taxonomy places the organism in Eukaryota, Fungi, Ascomycota, Sordariomycetes, Hypocreales, Nectriaceae.
AUGCAGGUCGUCCUGGACCAGAACCUUAACACGUAUAAGCUACAAUUCAAGCGUGCUGGAGGUGAUUGGACCGACAUCUGCUGGGCCGUGGUGAGCACCUACGCUCUGGGGUUCGACCUGUUCACUGGGUCCCAUCAUGCAAACGUCAACCAUGAUAUCAGAACCGUGACGCAACCGGCUCCUCUUGGAGACUCAAUGCAACAAGUCUUCACUGACGCCCCGAGUCUUUUCAACCAAACAAAACCAAUCUUUCUUAUUUUUGGCGUUGACAACUUCACAUUCAAAGUCAGAGACGAGCCCGCCAACUGGGUGGUGCCGGACGAAGAUUGGAAGGACGUGACUGACAGUACAACGAAGAAUGACGCCUCAAUCAUGGCACUGGUAAUUUGGCCUCGACCAAAUCUCACGGAUUCAUUCCGUGUCUCCUUGUAUACCUGUGGAGAUGUCAGACAGAAUCCGCCAGAAAAGAGGCUCAUAAAGUGGAUGAAUUUCCAGAGUAUAUGUGGGGCAAGCAACAUGGGCAUCCAAGUAAGUACAUGUGCAUUCGAUGACUACAUCACAAGAGAUUCUAACGGCCAAGGCUUCGCUGUGGUAUACUGCUUUCUCGCAUUAGCCCAACUUAUGCACCAGCGAAAUCCACAACAAGAUCAUGCUAAAAUGAUUUGCACACGGCACCCGUAUUGGUUGACGUGGACCCCAAGCGAGUUGGGUUCAGACGACUUCGAUCCUUUGACAGUUUUCGGCUGGGGAGACACCGCCUUAGAUAUUCUCAAAAUAUUUCAACAGCUCAGCCAGCCGAAUGACAACCACUUUCUCCGAGAUUACCUAAAGAACAACUACGAGGCUGUAUUCCAAUCCGCCUUGGGUUAUGCUUACCUCGGUCGAGCUGAGGAUGUUACAAAAAAAGACUUUCUCGACACAAUCAACGAUGAAGCAAAUAGAAACCAUCCCAUGAAAUCAACCCCUUGGCCCUCGCUAGUAGCGGGGAAAAGGGCGUUUCUGACUAAUACCAUUAGAGAGAUCCGAAAUCUAAUGGCACCAACCAUGGUAGGUUUCUUAGAGCCAGGAUCCGACAACACCAGAGGUUUCCAAUGGAUCAAACUUGUGGCCAGAGGAGACAGCCCCGUUAUCGAAAGAGAGCAACAGCGUAUAAGUGACACAGUCCUCGCUAUAAUUAAAAAGGGUGCUCAAAUCUUCAAGGGCGCAAACGAUCUAGCGUGGGCCUGGGAACUUGACCAGCAGGCGAGGACCACUGACCCAAGGCUUACAAAAGCCGUAAACGCUCUGAGGACUUUAUAUAACCCCGAAAAGAACCCUCCGACAAAAAUGAAGCCCAAAAUUGUUGGAGACGAGAACAAGAUAACACCUCCACCAGGAUUUUCAUCGGUAGAGGAGUGGAUUAGCUCUGUGCUCACUCAGGGGUUGACCGAGAAAGUUGACAUCGGCCAUGAAGUGAAUGAGGUUCUUACAGAAACUGAGUCAGUCUGUGCUAAGUGGUUUAGCGACUGCUUCACAUGCGCCGCAUUCCUUCGACUGGUAGGGAACAAGACACAGGGGAAACUAUCGCUGUCACAAGCAGACAUUCUUCUUAGACCCAAUCCAGAUGACUCUGCAACCAUAACCUUGUCAACAUCACAAGAUUCACGGGCCAAGCAAUUCGGAGCCGAAAAUGUUUCAAAUCAGUCUCUACUCGGGUUUGACAAUAACUUUCAAGGUCUCCUUUUUGCGAUCAAUGGCUCUCACGUUCUCACGAUGGCCCAGUUGGCGAUGAUAGUCAGCUUUCCACUUUCUGGCAAUGAGCUGAUAUCCAAGCUAUUCAAUAUCUUGCAGCUUUCGACGUAUGAGGGAUCUCGCUCAGGUAUUUGGUUUAUGCCACAGUUCAACUCCAGGACCAUUAUGCGUCUGGCCAUGAAACCCAAGAGUCAGAGUGAGCUUGACGAACUCACGAAGCUACUUGGUGAAAAGCUUGGACCUAUUACAAUCUCCGCUGUCACAGCCAUUGGAUCAUGCGCUGUAGAGACACGAGGCCCUAUUCACAGCGAGACAAAGGCCACACUUGGUUUGCAAUUCGAUGUUUCCUGGACAAGGCCAGAGAGUGGUGUGCCGACGUUCGAGGGCAAGGCAUCCAUCGACUUCUCAGCCGACGGAUUCGAUAUCAGCUUUAAACUCACGAAUAGCGGUGACGUAUUGGACUCACUGUUGGCCUGGGCAAAGACAUUCAUGGGUGGUAAGACUGGCCAAGCUCUGAGGCCAAGCGAGUCAUCUACGCCCUCUAUAAGAGAGCGCUUGUCCCAAACUCUGGAUGGGACCAACAUCGUGGUCCACAGAGUCUCAGUAGUCUUCGACAAGACCAUGAACCCUGUUCGGUUUGAAACUAAUCUUGAAAUUGACGCACGCUUCUCAGAGGACACAGUUCCUUUUUUCGCAACAGUGCGCUGGAAGAAUGGAGCUUUUGACCUUGAAGCAGAAACCUGGCCAAUCUCACUCUGGGGUAAUCCUUCCACAGCCAGACUGCACCCUUUCUACGAGGAGACAGCAUUGAUGGGGCCAAGCAUUGCUGAUCCAGUUUAUGAGAUCAAACUCGUUAGCCUUCUUCAUCUUCCAGCGGGCGUUCAAAUACCUCCUGGCUUACCGGAUAAGGUGACACAUGUUGAGAUGAUGAUUGGGUUCAGCCAUGGCCAAACAGUUGCCUCGUUCUCUACCGUUUUGGAAUGCGAGUCACCCGAGCAGCAAUCUGGUCCAGAGAAUGAAUCUUCCGUCCCUCUACUGAGUCUACAGAGAGUGAACUUGGACUUGAGUGUAGGAUUCUCAAAUCGCGGUUCGAACGAGGUUGAUAUACGGCUCGAUGCCUAUUUGAAACUCUCUGUGCCGCCCGGGUAUAAAUUUCCUGAAGCUUCAGAGCCAACCCAGUCUCUUGUAGACUUUAUCAUCUUGUAUCAAAGAAGAAGCCAGGGAUAUGAGUGGCUGGCGUCCGCGAGCAUCGAGAACCUGAGAGUAGCACAUCUGUGUGAUUUGUUCGCUAGAGACGGGUCCAAUCACGCAAUCCUUGAUGUUAUGGGAGGUAUCAACAUCGCCCAUGCCAGCAUUAAGCAUCUAUACAGUGGCAAAACUGCACUUGAUAUCAAUGGAAGUCUGCACCUUGGCCCAGAGAAGUCCAAGCAUGUUGUGAAACUCGAUUUCAACUUCAGUCAUAAGGCUCAAGAAAGGAAUUGGACUUUUACUGCCAGUUUACGCCCUUCUUCUAGCAAGGAUACUGUCAAAAUUAGCACUUUACUCAGCGGAUUGGUCGAUGAGACAGAGUUGCCUGGUUUCUUGAGAAAUAUGCAAGUGCCCAUGGACAAGUUGAAGGCCGAACUCAGAUGUGGCAAGACAACACUCAGCGAUCAAGGGGCUUACGUGCUCUUUUCUCUCAGCAUCACCAUCGGUGACUUCGUCCUCUCGCUCGCACAGCUCAGGUCAAUCAAAGCCGCCAAAUUGAGUGCUCUAGCGAGGGAGAACAACCAACUAGUGUCUGGUACUUCAGAUGAUACUGGGCCAGCUAAGAUCAUUAGGUUCACAGUACCUUCUAUUGGACAACUUCCGGAAAUGCCCAUCGUUGGAGCCGUCAAGCAGCCUUUCGACCAAUUGGGUAUUGUCUGGGCGAAUCGCGCACUAAGCAAAUCCGAAGUCGACUUCUUCAAUAAGAAUGUCCCCAUGCCUGUGUCGCUGCAAAGUAGAGAUAAGAAUGGAACUUUGGCCCGUGGCCUGCACUUCCAGAUCUUCCUUUUAGGUGAUAAACCAAGGCUCAUCCUUGACCACGUUUCUGCCAGGAGAGAGCCCAAAAGGAUAUUGGCCAGCAAUGAGACAUCUCGUCUUCAAGACCAACGCAAGCUCAUCACAGGAGAACCCCAACAUUCUGGUAAGACCAUUGCGCCCAUGUCCAAGACUAUGGGUCCUCUAUCUAUUAGUAGCAUGGGGGUCUCUGUAUCUGGGAAUUCCUUCAGUAAUAUACUUGUAUCUCUCGACGCAACCGCCAACCUUGGAGAUGUCACACUGAAGAUGCUCGGUCUCACUCUCGCCAUCAAUCUGGAGGGUAUCAGGACCUUGGAAGGCUUCAAAGACUUGAAAUUCAGGCCCGGCAUUACUGGCAUUGGUGUUUCUUUCGAAAAGUCUCAACUUCGGCUGGCGGGCUUAUUCACCCCCUUUGGCAGCACAGAAGACUCAGAAAAUGGAUUUAUGGGUGCCAUAGCCGUCUCAAUUGACAAAUGGUCAGCCAUAGCGGCGGGAAUGUAUACCGAGACCAAACCGGAAAAGCUCAAGUCCAUGUUCGUUUUUGGAGCAUUACGCGGCACUAUCUUCACAGUUGGCAGCGUGGAAGUCAACAGUCUCACAGGCGGCUUCGGUUAUAACUCAAAACUCAGACUGCCAUCAGUAUCUCAAGUAGCUCGGUUCCCAUUCAUAGCCAUGAAUAGUAGUAUCUCGUCACCUCCAGGGUCACUAACAGAACAUUUAUCGACCUUGAGGAGCGGGGGCAAAGAUGCUUGGGUAACCAUAGCUCCGAACAAAAUGUGGCUCGCUGGUGGUGUUGGGUUCAAAGCUUUCCAGACGGUAGAUGCCCAAGUUCUCAUCGCUCUCACACUGGCCGACGAGCCGAAAUUUGCGAUCCUGGCUCAAGCCACUGCAGUCUUUCCUAAGGGAAAGAGUCAAGAACGAGCUUUCCUUGUUCUAGAUAUCGAUAUCGCUUCUGAGAUCGAUCCUCUACAUGGAACAAUUUUAGUGGCCGGCGAGCUGACCCCAAAGUCAUUCAUCCUCAACCCUUCAUGUCGCCUCACGGGAGGGUUCGCGCUUAAGAUCUUUCUUGAAGGGUCUCCCCACUCAGGAGAUUUUGCAUUCACUGUUGGUGGCUACAGCAACCAAUUCUCUGUACCUUCACACUACCCAGCAGCCCCUUGUCGUGUCGGAAUCAUGUGGCGCUACGACUCGCAGAUCUAUAUCACAGGCUCGGCAUACUUUGCCAUUACACCUCAAGUAGCAAUGGGUGGUGGUAGGAUGGACCUUGUAGUCGACAAGGGAUGGGUUCAUGCUGUCUUCUCCGCCUGGGCAGAUUUCUUUAUUCAUUAUCACCCUUUUAGCUUUGCCCUUGAAGUUGGAAUCACGCUUUGGAUCGAGGUCAAUCUCCCUGCACUCCUUUGCAGGAUACAUCUCGGCCCUAAAGAGUUUUCCGCUCGUCUUAGCCUUCAUGGUCCACCGAUGGCUGGAUUUGUGCAUCUGCAUUUCUGGACUUACAACACUAUCGUCACCUUUGGUCCUCAGUUGUCCAGGCCAUCUCCUCUUUCUUGGGGCCAGUUCUUGUGCAUGGUCAAGAACCUACCAAUUGAAUCCUCUACUUCCGAUGAGAUGAAAGCCCUGAAUCACAUGAUGAGAGUUACCAAAGGUGCCGUACCUAUACAUAAGAGCGCAAUGCCAAGCAAUAACGACAAAGGCAGUCAGCAAGCAGUCGAGAUCCGUGCAACACACGUUGAGUUUGAGGUCCAAGCUCGAGUCCCGGUCCUCUCAGUCACGGUGGGUGUACUUGAUCAUAUUGUGAUCGGAGGUUCUUCUUCACUAUAUGCACGGCCAAUGCAGCAAGGAGCCAUUGCAGAGUCGCACCUCAAAAUCUACCUGAAGCAUAAAGUCACAACUCUACCGGACGUAGAGUUACAGAUUCAGAACGUGGUCAUGAAAAAGGUCGCACCAGCUCUUUGGGGGGAGUACAAGGACACUCAUCCGUCUACGGUUGCCUCCGAGGCAAUGAUAGAUCAUGCCAUGGCCCUAGAUAUCCGAGUGAAGCCAAGAGACCCGUCGGGUGAGAAGCUGCCGGCGAUCGAUAUCGCCCAGUUCAACAAGACAGAUUUGAAACAUGGAAAUAUUCAACCCAUCACAAGCGAUGUAAGGGAGCGAUUCAAACGUCUCGAUACAGGAGCUGAGCCUAUAGGGCAUACACACUUGCUCAAUGCUAAGCGUAUUGCCAAGGAGCAAGAUAAGCGACCACAAUGGGUUCAGGACUUGGUAUAUAGAGAAUAG